UUCGCGCAAGGGCGCUUUGUCGCGACCGACCGGGGGGCACCUGUUUGAUUUUCCGGCAGUUUUCCGCAUCCCUUCGACCUGGAAACACGUCGAAUUCCCGAGCGUUUUCUCCCGUGUUGCAAUCGCAUUCUCGAACAUCGUUCGCCGGCUUCCCGUUUUUUUUUAUUCCAUCUCGACGGUGUUUUGUGAGUAAAGAGAAAAAGCGGAAGAUGAAAAGCAGCAGAUGCUGGUUGGUUUUACUCGGAGUGCUGCUCUUGCACAAUUGCGUUGCCGUUCCUCUGACGAACGGCGCGCCCGAGGACGAGCCGACGAACGGCGUCGAAGAGGAGGAGGACGAGGAAGAGGACGAGGACGAAUCGAUGGUUCUCGAGGACGAUUUGACGACGCGCGGAUUAGAGCGAUUAAGUUCGGCUGCGACAUGCCUUGUCGCCGGGAUCGAAUACACUCACGGGCAACAGAUAUAUCGCAAAGACCCCUGCGAAUUCUGCCUGUGCCUCGACGGAGAAAUGUUUUGCUGGUGGCAGGAUUGCCCGCCCACAUUGGAAGGCCCGUGUCGAGACAGGGGGCCCUUCUCCCCUUGCCUGAGCAUUCCCGCGAAUCCGCUGGCCUUCGGCUCCUCUUCUCUGCUAUCAUCCUCUCUACUAUCGGCUGCAACAUCACCAUCUUCAACUACAACUUCCAAGGUUCCCGCGAAGGUGGAAUCCUCGAGCCCAUCGAGCACCGCUAAAGCGCUGUUUUCUACACCAUCUACCAUUUUCGCGUCUUCAAGAACUUCGCCGAUUGUUACCGGGAAAACCGAAACUCCGAGUUAUCCGACUGAAAGCAGCAGCCCGUCGGGCGGCAUCGAUUAUUGCACGGUCAUGGGAAAAAUCUACCAAGUGGGAGACAAAUUGCCCCACGAUACCGGCAACUGCUUGGAGUGCAUCUGCGGUCAGGGGGCCAAAGUGACGUGCUCCCCUCACCAAUGUGCACCGGUCGAAGACGACAUGAACGACUACCACCUGUCGGGCGCCAGGCAACAGAAUGUUCCAGACAUUUUUUAGAUCCGCAAACUCCUAAGACUAGAUAUCACGGCGCCCCGUUCAGCGCUCCUUUUUUUUAACCCUAAUCAAUCCUUGUAAGAGUCUCUCGACUUUUGACAGUUUUGACUUUCAAUUGACAGAUUUACAUUGUUGUUAUGGAGUAACUAAGGAGAUUCUUUCAGUUGACAGAUUUACAUUGUUGUUAUGGAGUAACUAGG
Messenger RNA from Phyllotreta striolata, 1240 nucleotides. The record is from the annotation of a GenBank genome assembly. NCBI's taxonomy places the organism in Eukaryota, Metazoa, Arthropoda, Insecta, Coleoptera, Chrysomelidae.